Molecule: messenger RNA, 1995 nt
Organism: Haliotis rubra (blacklip abalone)
Lineage: Eukaryota; Metazoa; Mollusca; Gastropoda; Lepetellida; Haliotidae
Product: glycoprotein-N-acetylgalactosamine 3-beta-galactosyltransferase 1-like
Exons: 3
Coding region: 206-1258 (350 amino acids)
Cellular component (GO): membrane
Molecular function (GO): N-acetylgalactosaminide beta-1,3-galactosyltransferase activity
Source: RefSeq, a predicted model, not a curated record
UGUGGACGAAGGAACGCGACACUUCAUGCUGUGUGGUUUGAUUCUAUUUGUGCUUUGAUCUAACCGCUACACUGCAACGUGGCAUACUCUGGUGUAAAACGUCGUCAUUGUCGACACUGAAUUUGACCUUGACCCUAAUAUACAAAUUAACAACGUUGACGAUUGAUUGUAAUGAGGUUGUAUCGAUUCAGAAACCAUAUAGAUAAUGAUAGGAGGGUCCACUUCGCUCUUCAAUAAUCGAUUUCUUAAAAUGAGAGUACACAAGAUAUUUAAAAUUUUUAUUCUAAGACUGACUUUCACAUCGAAGAGGACUCUAGUAUUCUAUGGUUUCGUCCUAGGAUUUGUUACCAUGGUAAUUAUGCAGCCCCAUCUAGUGGCGAAUAGAAACACAGGUUCCAGGGAAGGGAAGGAACUGCAGGAGGACACAAUAGAGCGACUGCUGAGUGAAGAGAAGAGAAGUGAUGGUGGUGAUGACAGACUGGCCCAGGCAGUGCUGAACAGGACCCGGAUCUUGUGUUGGGUGAUGAUUCGAGAGAGCGGCAAUGUCAAGGCCAGAGCUUUGCGUGCUACGUGGGGAAAACGUUGUGAUAAGCUCCUGUUCUUUGGCGUCGAUGACGAGUUCUCCGCCAUAGAUCUAAGAACACAGGAAGGAAAGAGAUACCUAGCUGCCAAAACCUUCACCUCCCUCAAAUACAUCCACAAAUAUCAUAUAAAUGACGCUGAAUGGUUUCUUAAGGCGGACGAUGACACCUAUAUCGUCAUGGAAAAUUUAAAAUAUUUUUUAAGCGAUGAGAAUCCUGAAUCACCUGUAUAUUUCGGCGAGUUUUUUAACCCGUUUGACACUAAAUACCUCCGCUACAACAGCGGAGGGGCCGGCUACGUCCUCAGCAAGGAGGCUCUACGACGUUACGGGGAACUCUCGCUUCUGAGAAGCGUUUGUGCGGACCCGAUGGGGCCAGAGGAUAAGGAGAUCGGCUACUGCCUACGUCACCUGGGUGUGGAGAUCGGAGACACGACAGACCGUAUGGGGCACAGCAGGUUCCAUUACGAUCGAGCUGAUUUGCAUGCUGUAGGCGAUGCGAAACAGUGGUACCGUGAUUUUAUGGGAGAUCGGUACAGACAGGGCACCGACACCAUGAGCGUCUACCCCAUCUCCUUCCACUACCUACAUCACUACGACAUCCACAUGCUGGAGUUCCUCUUCUACAGACUACGACCUCACGGCGUCUUCAAGCCAUUCCAGGAAGUAAACGUUUGAUUCAUUCGGCUCAUCUCCAGUCUAUACAUUUCGUAUAAGCCGAGGGGAGCAGAGUGUAUGUGAUCAACAAAACCAGCCUGGUUUCCGGAGUCUGCUGUGAGCAAGGCUGCAACAUAACGUUAAUCUCAUUCAAGUCAAAACCGUCACUCAGAUACAAUACCCCCCAAAGGUAAAAUCUGUGAACUCCGUCAGAGAGGGAAUAUUGAUGAGACAACAUGUCUUCCGUUGCGCCCGAGUUACGUCCCUUGCCUAUGCCAAAUCUCCGCUGCUCAAGCGGCAUGUUUGUAAUAUUUCCUACUGGCGGGAAGUUCAAAAACCGUAGAAAUUUACAAUUUGAAAAACUUCAGCGAACACAGAUAUGUAUUGUAAGAGGUAGGUCGGGAGUCGAUCAAACUUUUUGGCCUUUCGUCACCACUCGUCCCUUUCCGUAACCUGCAAAAUGACAUUCGUGACCCACUCGUGUUAUUCCGGGACAAGACGAGCGUCUUCUUGAAGGCGAUUGGUGACGAAAGAAAUGGUUUGGGGAUGUUAACAGCAAGGGCAGGCAACUCUGCACUGACAGUUAAGGCACCUCGGUGGAUGAUGUAGACAUGCUACGACGUGACAUGAAUGUAAAACAACUUAGUGGAUGUUUAUCUUUGUGAUUUUGUCAGGGCAAUGCUUCUGUGACUUGGAGCAGGGAGUACCAUGGAUCAGUCAGUGAGCAAGAGGGCUUGGAUUAAACAGUAUUCCAGUUA